CGUCCAUGUGAGAAGAUGGGGGACAGAGAUCGCCCACCUUGGAGCGUGCGGUCCCACUCCUGGUGCGGGAGGUCCCACCUGAACAUACGGCGGUCCCUCAGCAUGCCGGACGGGGCCGUGGUGACUCUGCGCCGAGAGGAGCACGCAGACAGGCCCGGUCAGGCACUGGGACUCGGCGCUCGGCAGGACGCUGAGAGGGACACCGAAGGCGCGGCGACACCCUCCCGGCAUUGCGACCACGAGAUCCUGGAAGCAGCAGCCAUCUACGAGCGCCACCGGCAUCGGAGGAACAGCAACCCGGCCCUGAUGGCAGCCAAGCCCUGCUCGCUCAGGCUGCGCCCCAUCCGCAUCGCGGUGACGGACAGCGAUGGCGAGGCGGCCGAGGACAUCCUUCAGGACGACCGUUUUGAUGUUGAGAAUGGCCCACCACCAAGUCGCAGUCCUUUGGAGGCGGCCAGUCCAUCUUCAGGCCUUAUUCUACAGGCCAACUUCCCUCAGCGAAGGGAGUCCUUUCUCUACCGGUCGGACAGUGAAUUCGAGCUGUCACCCAAGUCUAUGUCCAGAAAUUCCUCCAUCGCUAGCGAGACUUCUCAACAGCAACAACAACAACAACAAUGUCAACAACAACAAUGUCAACAACCCCAGCCCAACAAGCUCCCAUCCUCUCGGAGGUCCUCUAUUGCCAGUAGUGUGCACGAGAGUGAUCUCAUCGUUACCCCAUUCGCACAGGUGUUAGCCAGUCUGCGCAGUGUUAGGAACAACUUCAUCUCAUUAACAAAUGUUCCUGCAUCCAGCAGCCGACGCUCAUCUGUUGGGUCUCAGUCACAUCCUUCUCAGGGAACAAGUAGUUCAAGUAAUAACAAAUUAACGGUACCAGAUGAGAACCAAAGUAGACUAGCAAUGGAGACGUUAGAGGAGUUGGACUGGUGUUUAGACCAACUGGAGUCCAUACAGACACAUAGAUCAGUUAGCGAGAUGGCUUCUAGUAAAUUCAAAAGAAUGCUGAACAGGGAGCUGAGUCACUUUAAAGAGACGAGCAAAUCAGGAAACCAAGUCUCCGAGUUUAUUUGCAACACCUUCUUAGAUAAACAGCAAGAGAUCGACCUCCCCUCCCCAACAGAGAAGGACUCCCCUGAGGAGAACAAGCCCCCAGGGAGAACAAAAGGACCAUUGUCUCAUGUUUCAGCACUUCUCAUCAUGCCAGAGUCUGUGACCAAUUUUGAGUCUGGCUUGAGAAAACUAAGACACGCCAACAGUUUCACAGGCAUCGUGCCCAGGUUUGGGGUGGAGGUUUCUGCGGACAAAGAAGAUGAACUGGCAAAGGAAAUGGAUAUGUCCAAGUGGGGAGUUGACUGUUUUAAGAUUGACACACUGACGAAUGGCAGAUCACUGACAGCUGUCACUUACACCAUCCUCCAGGAACGUGACUUGAUCAAGACAUUCAAGAUUCCAGCCAACACGCUCAUCACAUAUCUCAUGACGCUGGAGGACCACUAUCACAGAGAGGUCCCCUACCACAACAACCGGCACGCCGCCGACGUCACACAGACCACUCACUACCUCUUAGGCAUGCAGGCUCUGGAGAAUGUCUUCACAGACCUGGAGAUUCUUGCCUCCAUCUUCGCCAGUGCAAUCCAUGAUGUCGACCACCCUGGAGUCAACAACCAGUUCCUCAUUCUCACAAGUUCAGAACUUGCUAUUCUGUACAACGACGAGUCUUGUCUGGAGAACCACCACCUGGCCGUGGCCUUCAAGCUGCUUCAGGAGGAAAACUGUGACAUCUUCUGCAACCUGUCCAAAAAACAGAGGUCAACCCUCAGAAAAAUGGUCAUUGACAUGGUGCUGGCCACCGACAUGUCCAAACACAUGAGUCUGCUAGCAGAUCUGAAAACCAUGGUGGAAACCAAGAAGGUAGCCGGAUCAGGGGUACUACUGCUGGACAACUAUACAGACAGAAUACAGGUUCUGCAGAACAUGGUACACUGUGCAGACUUGGGCAACCCCACCAAGCCCCUGGAGCUCUACAGACAGUGGCUGGACAAACUCAUGGACGAGUUUUACCACCAGGGCGACAGAGAACGGAAUAAACAGCUGGAGAUUUCGGCCAUGUGUGACAGACAUAACGCCUCUGUGGAGAAGUCUCAGGUUGGGUUUAUUGACUUCAUUGUGCACCCCCUGUGGGAGACGUGGGCGGACUUGGUCCACCCUGAUGCCCAGUCCAUCCUGGACCAGCUGGAGGAGAACAGAGACUGGUUUGCCAGUCAGAUCCCCAUGAGCCCUUCACCUGGACCAGACAGUAAAGAGAAGAACGGCAGCCAGGACUCUCCCACACACAAGGAGCAGUUCCGCUUUGACAUGACCCCAGAGUUAGACGAGGAAGACACCCUAGAUGAUGAUGAUGAUGAUGAAGAUUCAGCCACGCCAGUAAACCCCUCCACCCCCACGCCUCGUAGCCAGGAAAUCAGAAUCGAGUCAAGGAUCAGAGGUCAACCGCGUUUGUCAUCCCAGGGGUCAGAGGACAGAGGUCAGCUGAUGAUGUUCAAGCCCCAGGGGUCAGAGGACAGUGAAGGGAGUGAAAGCGAUCACAGUCACAUGAUUCCGUUCGCACGAGAAGACAGUGCCGAUAUCGAGAGUGACUGACAGCACCGCGUCUGAGACUUGGUUAUUUCUCAAGGAGGAACAGACUUCAAAUGUUGUCCGCUUCUGUGAAAGCGUUAUACACGGGUUGGCUUCCAUACGACGUUGACUCUCGGACUGGACUAACAACAGAGGACACAUCAGGGUCUUAUUUGCUACCAGUGAACACUUACUUAGUACACCACACUUGGAGGGGAUCAUAACUGCUGGAAUUUUAGACAUGCAAGAGAGCAUCAUUUCUUCGUUCUACAACUUUAUCUGGAGUACCUCUGUUGCUUUCGUACCGGAAUUUAUAUUCAUAUAUCUACUGUUCAUCGGGAACAUGACACAGCUCAAUGGAAUGUGGGAAAGGAGAGAUCCUGAACAAGUUCAGGGAAUGUCUGAAGAUUUUCUGCUGAAGAGAAGCACAUGAUAACGAGGGAACACCAUCCUACCAGUGGAGGAUGUGGGACUCGAGAUCUUCUUCACAUUUUACUUUACGCAAUUCGGAAAAUUUCGGUGACCUUUACAUUUGUGUAACCCAUUCAUUCAUUGUUGCCCAGUGUCAUAGCGUAGCAAAAAUUAUGUUGGGUGCCUUUUUAUAGACUGUAAAUAAGUAUGGCCCAAGAGACUUAUAUAUAUAGUAGGACGGAAGGUUUGAUAAUGGGACGCCAACAUGUUACCACGUAAUAUUGAAAAGCUGGGAAUGAUAAAGACAUUGAAGGACACACUAACUCUGUUACCUCCUUGUUGCUAGCUGGGCUGGUUGGAACCAGAAAAAGAGGAGGCUCUGGAUGGACAAAAUCACAACUUUUCUCUACAAUGUAGUGCUUUGUAGUUAGUAGAAAAUAGUGAACUACUAUGUAAUGAUGCUGUUCUGUACAGCAUUAUGCUGAGGAUAGAUACAGCUCCUUUUGUUGGAAAUACAGCUUGUUGCUACUUCACUUCUAUUGACUGACACAAAUCUUAAAAUGUCCCUGAAUCUCCUAUUCUAGCUAUUUCAUAAAGUUAGUGCUUUGAACUUGCAUGUAACAUAAAUUAUGUUGGCCAAAACAAAGAAGGUAGCCGGCAAGAAUCCCUGAAUUUGUCAGCACUAUUGGAAAUAUCCGCUCCUUAGCUUUGGUACAUGUGUGCUCCAAACAGAAUGACCUUGUAACGUUUGAUAUCCAAAAACACUCUUUUUUCUGUACAUUCCAACAAGCAGCUACUUUGACAAGCUCCACAAUUGUUUGGAAGGUCUGACCAGGGGUAAGUCAUGGGGGUAAAAAAGGCAUACAUUUUUAAAGGACAGGAACUUAGAGGGGCUGAACUCAUUAUUAUCUAUUUUAUUUUAUUUCUUAUUAUGAAGGAAGUACCAUAUUGUAAAAUUGCUUUGGAGUGCUGCCUCCGUGCUAUAUGUUUCUCAAAUGAUUUCUUUUACAAUGGCACAAUUGACCUCUCAAUGAAAAUGAUAUGCAUACAUGUAUAAGGAGGAUACAAAUGGGACUUAAUGAGUGAAAGAGGUGUUUAAUGUACAGGUGCAAUUGAAAACUGUUGGGACAGCAGGUAGACCAUAGAAAUCACAGCUGUGUUUUCCUUCAUUACCAGGCUAGUGUUCUCACAUCUCAGCACAUGACAGCUGUACUUAUGUAGUGUAUGUAUAUGUGACCUUCGACCUUCCUGUAUAUACAGAACUCUAAAACUGCCCUGUACUUAUAAACAUUUGUAUAUAGAUAUAUAAAUUAUAUAUAUCUACACCUUCCAGUUCGACAUUAUUUGGUAGAGAUUGGAGAAGAAUAAUGCUAGGUUUUCUGUUUGUGAAUACUUUAAUACUUAACUGAUUGUGGAAUGUUAUGUUGUCUGUUUCACCAUGCCAGGGGCUCGGAGUAACUAGUUUGGAAGACGUACAAAAUGUCUUAUGAUUUUUCUCUUCUGUAUAUGAUUUGACGAAGCCCAAAUGAAAUUUCUCAGCUCUUUGGAAAUAGAUGCUCAACAUUACCCAAAAAUGUUGUAAUCAUUUGCCACUACAACAUUUCGAAGCAAGAGGCAUCUCUGAUACAUACGUGUAUGUUAUAGCUCACAGACUGACAUGGGGCCUAACUUGAAAUUUAUGCAAGUCUUUUCCCUGAACCUCAAAAGUUGGCAAUGAAUAUGUUUUCAUUAUUAUAGCUUUUGUGUAACAGUAUAGAUAUAUUUUGUGCUACUGGUUAAUUUACAGUACUGCAAUUGUUUUGUAAAAGAAUUAUGGGGGGGGGGGGGGGCAUUUUAACACUUUGCAUUUGCUUCACUCGAAGACAUGACAUGUAAUAUUCAGUUCCAAAGCUACAGAUGGCAAAAUGGACUGUUGUAAUUGUUUGAAGGGAAUUGUAUCAUUUUGAUGUUAGCUUGACUUGAGCUCGAAAUCCGUUACUUGGUCUGAGUUGGUCCCUCUCUGUGCAUACAUGUAUGCCUCAUUAUACUGCCAUAUUUGUGUAAAGCAAGCCAAGAUUUAAAAUUGCUUUAUCAAUAUCGUUGAUGAAGUUGCCAGAGACUCUGCAACACACGAACACUACAACAACCUUUCCUGGUGUUCAUAUCACAUCACAUCACUUCACACAUCAGUUCUUACACUGCAAAUCCAAGCUGUGGCCAUCCGCUGUAUCCGGGGUAUUUAUGUUGAGGAGGUAGAGAGAUGUGUCUUCAAAACUAUCAGGAGCACUUGGCAUAUUUGUGAGACGACUUGUGGAUUCACUAUGUAUUUAUUAACUGUACAAAUAAUAAAAGAUUGAAGUAAAAUUUUGGUAACCACA
Branchiostoma floridae (Florida lancelet) is the source of this 5384-nucleotide messenger RNA. RefSeq names its product cAMP-specific 3',5'-cyclic phosphodiesterase 4C-like. Gene Ontology annotation, molecular function: 3',5'-cyclic-AMP phosphodiesterase activity. Gene Ontology annotation, biological process: signal transduction. The record is from RefSeq and is a predicted model, not a curated record. Gene Ontology annotation, cellular component: perinuclear region of cytoplasm; nucleus; cytosol. Lineage: Eukaryota; Metazoa; Chordata; Leptocardii; Amphioxiformes; Branchiostomatidae.